GAUGAGGAAAUUUAAGACCCAGAGAACUUUAGUGACUUGCUCAAGGUCACACAGGUUAUAAUGGAGGACACACAAUUGGUGGACUGGGAGGCUCAGGAGGAGGAGUCUGAGGAUUCUAAAGGCUCUCCUCCACGUUUCGCCUUGGAGCCUGUAGGGCGGCUGCACCUGUUCAGCAGUGUUCGAGGACCUGAGAAAGAUUUCCUGCUGUACCCUGGGGAGAAUGUGGUUGGCCGAAUACCUGGCUGUACUGUGGCUCUGCCUUUCCCGUCCAUCUCCAAACAGCAUGCAAUAAUUGAGAUUUCAGCCCAAGGCAGGGCACCUAUCCUUCGAGAUUGUGGGAGCCUCAAUCAUACACGCCUUCUGAGACCUCCCAAGCUCCUAAGCCCUGGGGUGGGCCACCAGUUGAGGGACCAAGACUUGGUACUCUUUGCUGACCUGCCUUGCCAGUAUCACCGCCUGGGUGCCCCCUCACUUCCUGGCCCUCGGGGGGCUCUAAGUGUGGAAGAGACACCCAGGGUCCCAGGGAUGGGGGGACCCCGAUUCCAGGGGACCUUAUUGGCUGAAGACUCAGAGGAGGAAGGAGAUUCUCCUUUGGACAGUAUCAAGGUACCUGUCACAUGCUCCCCCUCUGAAACUGUAGUACCAGAGAGUGAUGUGGAGGGAGCUUCACCAGGCACCAAAGGUCCAGCAUUGCCUCUUACUUUCAUUCUGGAUAGUGACACAGAUGAAGAGGAAGAUCUUCCCCCAAUAGAGCCCUCCUCAGCUACCAGGAAAGGCUCUGCUGUAGAUAAGGAGUGGAGUAGUACUGGUGGAGAGAACCACCCCUCAGCUGUGGGGAGGGACAGUGAUACAGAUGUGGAAAGAGAUGAGGGUAUCAUGGCAGUUCCAUCUGAGAACUUGCCCAGUGACAGGGACGGUGAUACAGAUGUCGAUGAUGAGAGCCUCCAAAGGACCUCAGUUGUGACACCUUUGAUAGGGACUCAGCCUUCUUCCUUGGAAGAUAGUGGUACAGACUUGGAAGAGGAGAGUCUUUCAGUGAGACCAGUUAAAGAAAUGUGCCAGCCUACUAAUGGGGACAGUGAUACAGAUACAGAAGACUCUGUCCCAGCAGCGCCACCUGUAGUCCAUCUGGGGAAAGAUCAGGUGUCCAUAGAUGGGACAAACAAUACAGAUAUAAAAAAGGAGGGGGCACCAACAGAACUCUCCACAGGACAUCUUGAGAAGGACCAGCAUCCCAUUGGUGGGGAUGGGGACAGUGAUACAGAUGCGGAUGACAACGGAUUUCAGACAUAUGUGAAAAAGAGCCAACUUCCAGUUGAAGAGGACAAUAGGGAAGAGUGUGCCCCAGCUAGUGAUCAACUGGAAAGGACCACUAAGAAAGUUGGGACGCAGGGUAGGAUACCUAUAACAAAACUGAAGCAGCACCUAUCUCCUUUCCCAAGGGUCAGCUCAGUAGGCAUGGUAGAAACAAGUACUCUAGAGAAGUCAGCCCAGGUAGUUUUAGAAGAAACCCAGAAUUAUAUAGAUGGGGAUAGUGAUCCAGAUGUGGAAGGUACUGAAGAUUUUCAGAACAAGAGUGAUGAUACUUCAGACCUAGAUUUACAAGAUACUCAGUGCUUUGUAGAAGGAGUGAAUCAGAACCACGGAGAUGAGCCAUGGGAAAUCUUGGCCACACAGCCAUUCUGCUCAGAGCAGUCAGAAGCAUCAGAAACUCAGCCCAUCACCUCUUACAUUGAAUCCCAUGGAGCUUGCUCCUCCCCACCUAAGACAGCCUCAGACCUACAGCCUGGGAGCUCAGAAAAAACUGAGUCCUCAAGGAGUCAAGGCACAGAGAAUCCAAACACAGAGAUCCAGAGACAAACUAUGGAAAAUGACACGGAGAACCAAAUGAUAGAAGUAGAGACACCUAGAAUAAUACCGGAGAGAAAAAUGGAAAAAGGGACUGUUAAGAGAAAGACAUUGGCAAAUAAGGCAAAGAGAUCUAAGAGAAAAAGAGUGAGUCCAGUGGUACAAACAGAAAGAGCAGAAAGAAGACAGAGAUGUGCAGCAAGUAGAGUUGUGCAGAAUGUUGUGACAGAAAAAGAUAUCAAAAGCUGUGGAGAAACAAAGGCACUAGAGAAGGAAAUGGAGAGGCAAACCCCUGAGAAAGAUAUAUUUGAAAGACAAGCACCAGAAAGAAAAACAAAGAGUCUGGUGGUAGAAGUAAAGGUACCCAAAGAAAUGCUGGAAAGAGAGGCAGAGGGAGAGAUGUCGGAAGAUCAUGACCAGGAGGUCCAGAAUCCAGCUCCAGUACCAAAAUCUAAAGUUGAGGAAGGGGACCUGCAGGAAUUAGCCUCAAACCCCCAAAUCCUCAGUGAUAGCAGAUGUCAGAGAGGCCUCAAUGAUAGCAAAAUUUUGCCUCUUGAGGAAGUGCCAAUGGAUGAUCAGGAUUCUUCAGAUGUACCUCUUACAGCAUCUAAAGUUCCAGUCUCUGAAGCCUCAGCCCCUUCUUCAACCCCCAGAGUCACCCGGAGCCAAAAUAGGAGAACAUCAAAACCACUCCAUUCUUCUUCCUCUCCAGCUUCCCAGGAAUCACCGAUCUUGGGGACAACACGAAGCAGGAGGCGGGGGAUUCUCCUGGCCCCACAUAUUGAGCCUCUCCUCCCUCAGGAUUCUAGAGACAAAUCAGAAUCUUCUUUUCAGAGCCAGACACAGAAGCCUUUCAGUCCCUCCUCUGCACCAGCUGCCCCUUUGGCCCCUGAGCUCCACCCUUCCAUCCCUAAAGAAUUGCCUGUAAUCCCUGAACCCCACCUUCAGACUCGUCAGAGCCGGAAACGGGGGGCCACAAGAACUUGUGGGUCUACCACAGUUGUACCAGUCCUCCCUGAGCACCCUCUUUCCAUUCCAACAGAGAGAUGUGAAACCCCUGUGCCCCCACCCAGGGCUGUCCGAAGUCAGAGAGCAAAAGUGGGAGAAAUUUCGGAGUCACUCACAGCCACCCCAGAGCCCUCCUAUUCUCUGACACCUGAGGCACCUGCCCCUAGAGCUACCAGGAGCCAGAGGGUAGGUGCCGUAGGUACGCUUUUCUCUACCCCAGAGGCCCAGCCUAAGCUCCCAGGCAGAAAGCGGCCUCCAGCUACCAGGGAACCAUCUCCAUGCCCUAAGCAACCCCGGAGAGGUAGGUCCCAGAGACAAGAAUCCAGCAAGGAAGAAGAUGAGAAGCCAGUGGAAGUUGAGACUGCAGCAAAGACCCCUGUGGGGGUUGCAGAACAAGAAGUUCAGGCAAAGGACGAAGUCAAGGGAACACCUAGUCGGAGCUUACGGCGAGCUAGACUCUGUCGAGAAACAAGAACUCCCAAGGUGCUCUUUACAGGUGUGGUGGAUGCACGAGGAGAGCAGGCUGUACUGGCACUGGGUGGAAGUCUGGCCAGUUCAGUGGCAGAAGCCUCACACUUAGUGACUGAUCGAGUUAGACGUACAGUCAAGUUCCUAUGUGCACUGGGCCGGGGGAUACCCAUUCUGUCUCUGGAAUGGUUGCACCAGUCCCGAAAAGCUGGCCGAUUCUUGCCACCUGAUGAAUUUGUGGUGAACGAUCCUGAGCAGGAGAAGAACUUUGGUUUCAGCCUUCGAGAGGCAUUGAGCCGUGCUCAGGAGCGGGGCCUGCUGGAGGGCUAUGAAAUCUAUGUGACUCCUGGAGUGCAGCCCCCACCCCCCCAAAUGGGAGAGAUCAUCACAUGCUGUGGGGGUACUGCACUUUCUAACAUGCCUCGGGCCUAUAAGUCCCAGAGGCUAGUGAUUUCAUGUCCUCAGGACCUCUCAAGAUGCUCUGCUGCUGUUCGGGCUAAGCUGCCCCUCCUUUCACCAGAGUUCCUGCUCACUGGGGUGUUGAGGCAGGAAGCCCAACUGGAAGCAUUCCUCCUCUCCACCUCAGACUCUUUACCUUCUUAAUGCCUUUAGUCCUUCUACCCCCACCAUGUUGCCCACGCUGUUUUAAUACACAGACCAUAAAAUAAACUGUUCAGAAGAAAAAUGUGUUUCA
Messenger RNA from Vombatus ursinus (common wombat), 4018 nucleotides. It is a transcript of the gene MDC1, whose product is annotated as mediator of DNA damage checkpoint 1. The coding region runs from base 61 to 3927 and encodes 1288 amino acids. Gene Ontology annotation, cellular component: nucleus. The record is from RefSeq and is a predicted model, not a curated record. Gene Ontology annotation, molecular function: protein binding. The transcript has 14 exons. NCBI's taxonomy places the organism in Eukaryota, Metazoa, Chordata, Mammalia, Diprotodontia, Vombatidae. Gene Ontology annotation, biological process: positive regulation of transcription initiation by RNA polymerase II.